This is a messenger RNA of Parnassius apollo (apollo), 534 nucleotides long. NCBI's taxonomy places the organism in Eukaryota, Metazoa, Arthropoda, Insecta, Lepidoptera, Papilionidae. The record is from the annotation of a GenBank genome assembly.
AUGACUAGAGCUAAAAUAGAACUCGGCGACGUGACACCGCAUAAUAUAAAGCAACUGAAGAAGUUAAACACAGUCGUAUUUCCAGUGUCCUAUAAUGACAAAUUCUAUAAAGAUGUAUUGGAAGCAGGAGAGCUGGCGAAGUUAGCUUAUUACAAUGAUAUCGUUGUUGGAGCAGUGUGCUGUAGGAUAGACACGUCAGAUAAUUCGCGAAGACUGUACAUAAUGACCCUGGGCUGUUUAUAUCCAUAUAGAAGACUGGGCAUAGGUACAUUGAUGGUGGAACAUGUGCUCAAAUAUGUUGAACAGGAUGGCAAUUUUGACAGCAUUUUUUUGCAUGUUCAAGUAAACAACGAGGGAGCUAUUGAUUUUUACAAAAAGUUCGGGUUUGAAAUUGUAGAAACAAAAGAGCAUUACUACAAGAGAAUAGAGCCGGCAGACGCGCAUGUACUACAGAAGACAAUCAGAGAACCACAGACAACAGCUCCGUUAGUUAAUGGAUCUGUGCCACAUGCAAAAACAAAUGGACAUGAUUGA